AUGAAUUCCUGGACCGCGGCGGUGCCAAUCCCGCUCCACGGUGAGGGAAUUCAGGCAGGCCCGGUCCACGUAAAUGCAAUAUCCGAAGCGCGGGCACGCUUUAGGUAUCCACAAGGCGGCGGCGGCACCCGGCCCGUCGCGCUCGUCGGAACGGGCGGCGACCCACUCGAGAAAACGGGCGCACACAGCAUCUCUAGAUGCGCCUUCGAGGGCCUUGUCCUCGAUAAACUUUGCCCAAAGCGCGUCGUCGUCGUAGGUGCCACGUAA
Messenger RNA from Pyricularia pennisetigena, 267 nucleotides. RefSeq lists its product as uncharacterized. NCBI's taxonomy places the organism in Eukaryota, Fungi, Ascomycota, Sordariomycetes, Magnaporthales, Pyriculariaceae. The coding region runs from base 1 to 267 and encodes 88 amino acids. The transcript has a single exon. The record is from RefSeq and is a predicted model, not a curated record.